Molecule: messenger RNA, 2726 nt
Organism: Fundulus heteroclitus (mummichog)
Lineage: Eukaryota; Metazoa; Chordata; Actinopteri; Cyprinodontiformes; Fundulidae
Product: bifunctional 3'-phosphoadenosine 5'-phosphosulfate synthase 2
Exons: 12
Coding region: 129-1973 (614 amino acids)
Biological process (GO): 3'-phosphoadenosine 5'-phosphosulfate biosynthetic process; sulfate assimilation
Molecular function (GO): adenylylsulfate kinase activity; sulfate adenylyltransferase (ATP) activity; ATP binding
Source: RefSeq, a predicted model, not a curated record
CGCUAGGAGAAAAAAAAAGUUUGGUGGUAAAAAGUUCUCGCCGUGCUCAAACGUCCAGGCCCUGCGGCUGUCUGCGUGCGUGAGGAGCGGUUCGAGCCCGGUGUCCAGCUGUCCUUCGGUGGAGAGAAAUGUCCGGAGUGAAAAAGCUUCGUACGGACCUCAACCGGUCAACCAACGUGGUGUACCAGGCACAUCACGUUAGCCGUAACAAGAGAGGGCAGGUUGUGGGCACUAGGGGGGGCUUUAGAGGGUGCACCAUCUGGCUCACAGGUUUGUCUGGUGCUGGAAAGACGACUAUUAGUUUUGCCUUGGAAGAGUAUCUUGUGUCCCACGCCAUUCCGUGCUACUCACUGGACGGAGACAACAUCCGCCACGGCCUAAACAAGAAUCUGGGCUUUUCCGAUGAGGACCGGGAGGAAAACAUCCGGCGUGUCGCCGAAGUGGCCAAACUCUUCGCCGACGCCGGACUCGUUUGUAUCACCAGUUUCAUCUCGCCUUUCACCAAGGACCGCAAUGAGGCGAGGAAGAUCCAUGAAAGCGCCGGGCUGAAGUUUUUUGAAGUCUUCGUCCACGCUUCUCUCGAAGUGUGCGAGAGCCGGGAUGUGAAAGGGCUUUACAAAAAGGCCCGAGCUGGAGAGAUUAAAGGUUUUACAGGGAUCGACUCAGACUACGAGCGACCAGAGGCGGCGGAGCUCGUUCUGAAGACCGGAGAGCUCACUGUGAACGAAUGCAUUCGUCAGCUGCUGGAGCUGCUCCAGGAUCAGAAUAUCGUACCGAGCGAGGUCAUGGAGGAGGUGAAUGAGCUCUUUGUCCCGGAGAACAAGCUGACUCUUGCCGUGGCCGACGCGGGCGCGCUGCCCACCAUCAGCAUCACUAAGCUGGAUCUACAGUGGGUGCAGGUGUUGGCUGAAGGCUGGGCGAGUCCUCUGAAGGGCUUCAUGAGGGAAAGAGAGUUCCUCCAGGUCCUGCACUUUGGCAACCUGCUAGAUGGCGGGGCCAUCAACAUGUCGGUUCCCAUCGUGCUGCCUGUGAGCACCGACACCAAGCAGGAGCUGGAUGGCUGUGCUGCCGUGGCUCUGGAGUACCAGGGCUCCCGUGUGGCUAUCCUCAGGAACCCUGAGUUCUACCCACACCGCAAGGAGGAGCGCUGCGCCAGACAGUGGGGCACCACGUGUCCUCAGCACCCGUACAUUAAGAUGGUCAUGGAAGGAGGUGACUGGCUGGUGGGCGGUGACCUGGAGGUGUUGGAGCGGAUCAAAUGGAACGACGGACUGGAUCAGUACCGCCUCACUCCUAAGGAGCUCAAACAGAAGUUCAAAGACAUGCAAGCAGAUGCAAUUUUCGCGUUCCAGCUGCGCAACCCGGUCCACAACGGCCACGCUCUCCUCAUGCAGGACACCAAGCGCCGUCUCCUCGAGCGGGGCUACAAAAAGCCGGUCCUCUUACUCCACCCUCUCGGGGGCUGGACCAAAGACGACGACGUGCCUCUGAGCUGGAGGAUGAGGCAGCACGCCGCCGUCCUGGAUGAGGGCAUCCUGGAUCCGUCCAGCACCAUCGUGGCCAUCUUCCCCUCACCGAUGAUGUACGCUGGCCCUACAGAGGUGCAAUGGCACUGCAGGGCCAGAAUGAUUGCCGGAGCGAACUUUUACAUCGUGGGCCGCGAUCCAGCUGGCAUGCCUCAUCCUGUGACGAAGCAGGAUUUGUAUGAACCCACCCACGGAGGGAAGGUCCUCACCAUGGCCCCGGGCCUCACCUCCGUGGAGAUCAUCCCCUUCAGAGUCGCUGCCUACAACAAAACCAAGAAGGCCAUGGACUUUUACAGCGCCGAAUGUCACGCAGAUUUCGAGUUCAUCUCCGGGACCAAGAUGAGGAACUUGGCUCGGAGCGGGGAGAACCCUCCCGAUGGUUUCAUGGCCCCCAAAGCCUGGAAGGUGCUGGUGGAGUACUACUCCUCUAUUCAGAAGAACAACUAAUCAUUUCUCAGUCCUUGCUCAAAUUAUGAGCUUUAUUCUUAAACUGGGGCAAAAAUAUAAUGUACACUAUCUUUCCUUUUGGGAGUAUUUUAGUUGGAGUGGAUUUCUAUAAGCAAUGAGAUAUUCUUUCAAGGGUUUAUUUUGUUUGUCUAUUUUAUUCUGACAUUUUAAAGAAGUUAAAUGAUAUUUACAUUCCUAUGAAAGCACAUUAGUGUAUAAGUCCAUCAUUUGUUCAAAUGCAUAUUAACUUAAGCUAUAUAUUUUAAUAAAUUAAAUUUAAAACAAGUUUUUUUAUGUUAAAGUUUAGAAGCAUGUGCCAAGAACGGGAAAUUGUGUUUUAAUAUUUACAUAUCUGAAGGAAAUAGGGUUGUUUUUAAAAAUAGAUUUUAGAUUUGCAUCAUUUAACAAGACUAUUAUACCAGUGUCUGUGAUCUGAAUGUAGUUGUGUCACUGCAUACAAUGUCAACCUGUCUUAACAUGUAUGGCUGUUUUUAUAAUGUGAAAAGUGCCUUUUUCCUGUCACGCCGUUCAAAAAAACUGUAACUGUUCAUUCUUGCUGGCAUUUAACUGUAGUUUCUUUCCAGUGUGUGUGGCAUUAUGAUGUGGGCUUGUUUACUGUCUAAGAAACAAAGAGGGUCUUUGACGUCUAGCAAUAAAAUAAAACAAAACGGUUUCUAUGAAUCACAGACGGAUCCCUAAUGAUGGAACAUUGUGUACCUUACAAUAAAGGAGAUACCUCAGUCUUGAAAUGUC